Messenger RNA from Pecten maximus, 1580 nucleotides. RefSeq lists its product as uncharacterized. The transcript has 4 exons. Lineage: Eukaryota; Metazoa; Mollusca; Bivalvia; Pectinida; Pectinidae. The record is from RefSeq and is a predicted model, not a curated record. Bases 405 to 1175 code for a protein of 256 amino acids. Gene Ontology annotation, molecular function: zinc ion binding.
GAGGCAAUGUUGUCUCGUGGGUUUUCUAGUUUUAUACCACUAAAUACACUCUGUUAUUUGUAACAGUUUCAUUUGCUUGCAAAUGUUGUUUACAACCGAUAUGUCCGUUACUGAAUAAUAUUUUUUUCAUGUUUGUCCUUAUUAAAGAAAUACGCAACCAGAUGAUUUCAGAGAAUAUCAUGCUUAUCACGUGUUAGAGUUUGAAGUAUAUCAUUUAACUAUCAAUCGAAAGAGAAAAUAGAGCAGUGACAAUGAACACACAUCACAUAUCGAAAGUGAAAGUAGAAGCGUUCAAGUUAUUCGACAUUGGAUUUUAAUAAAUGUAAACCCAAGGUGCUAAAAAUACUUUUCGAGGGGAUUUCAAAGCGGGAAUCUGGGAAACAUUGUUCCGGUAUAGUUUCAAGAUGACCUAUUUCACUUUCCGAAGGAUCUCAAACCAGCAGCUUUUUACAGUAGAACAGAAUAAAUCAUUUAUAGAAAUCAAGCGUUUCCUUGCUUACCUGGCUUCAGUGACGUUCGACCGUAUCGACAUUGUGAGGGGUCCAUUUAUCGUGGAGAGCAAAGAGGAUAUGACGUCACAGAACGAGAUGGCGUUUAUUAUUCAUCCUAAAGAAAGACUCAUAAAUGGCCUCUGGGAAAGUCGGUCACCUGACAUGUUCGAGGGUUGCAUGGCAGACGGAACGCGUGUCGGGAUGUCUUGUGGUCACGCCGCUACACCAGAAAACAUUUAUCGUUUUUGUCUCACCACACUCAAAGACAGCAAUGCGACAUUUAGAUGCAAACUAUGCCAAACUGUGUGGUCACUUGAGGAAAUCAUCGACAAGGCUGGUUUGUCUGAUGAUGAAAGGAUAUUCUUCAAACAUCGAAUUGACGAGAUCACAAGCAUCAUAUUUUUGGAAGGAAGACAGCCUGUUGACAAAGGGGCAACAAAUGACCUUUUACGAAACUGCGGAAGAGUAACCAUGGGUUACAGUAAUAUUCCGAAUGUUCCAAAUAUACGCGCAUGCCCGAAGUGCUUUCAGUUUAUAGAACACAUAGAAGGUUGUAAAACUAUGACAUGUUCCUGUGGUCACGUGUUUUGUUUUAGGUGUCUCCAGGCGGCAGUUGGAGGUUCAUUAUCCUGUGGCUCGUAUUCUUCCGGAUGCCCCGUCGCUCCUGUUCAGCAGAUUGCUUAAAGAUACUAAACCAUCGACAUCGUAUACACUGAUUGUCAUAAAAAUGCAUAAAAAACAUCCAGUUAUUACCUACAAAUGCAAAAAAAAGUGGAAAAAAUUAACAGUGUUAUCAAACUUAUUGCCACAAAACUCGCUAUUCAAUCUAUUGUUAUUACCAUAUACAUGUACAUACACUGAAGGGAACACGAAAAAGGCGAUUAGAAAUUGCCCAGCUGACUCCGGGAUAUCAACAAGUGUUAUAGAAUGUUAUAAUGCUGUAAUUGAAAAUCAGAGAACCGUUUUGUCGUAUGUAAAAACCUGACAUUUGACAAAGGUAAAGAAAAUGUACAUGGAUGAAAUUUUCACAGGCGACAGAAUGGAUACUGAAGUGAUGUAACACUAGAUCUAUAACGGAGACAAACACUG